Molecule: messenger RNA, 240 nt
Organism: Strongylus vulgaris
Lineage: Eukaryota; Metazoa; Nematoda; Chromadorea; Rhabditida; Strongylidae
Source: the annotation of a GenBank genome assembly
AUGUCGUCCACAACCACCCCUGACAAACCCAUCUCAACGGUUGACCCUGUGAACGGACCAGUGCCAAUUAUAGCAUUUGAGAAAGAAUGGCUUGCUAUAGCAAAAACAAAGAGCGGCAGGGCUUCCGGUCCAGAUGACACAAGCGAAUUCUGGAAAAAAUGCAGGUGGCUCGGUGCCUCUUGGCUUGCAGGCCUCUUCAAUCAGGUCAUCGAAGCUAAGAGCAUGCCCCACGACUGGUAG